AUGUCACAAUUUUCAGGGAAUACGGAGGAAUUUAAUAUUUGUAAUUGCGGUAACUCUUGUCUUGUAAGAACCUCAAGGACUCCAAACAACCCAGGUCGUACAUUUUUUGGUUGCAAGAUUCCAAAAGAUAAGGGUGGAUGUGGUUAUUUUAGAUGGAUUGAUCAUUCUCCAGAGGUUGAGCUUUUGAAGGAGAAGCUUAAAGAGGUUGAAGAAGAGAGGAAUACAUUGAAACACAAAAUGAAGGAUAUUGGAGACAAGAUUGAUUCAUUGAAACAAAAAUUGAAGGUAACUAAGCAAGAGAGGGACUGUGAAAAAGCCAAAUUCAAAAGGCUUGUGAUCGUUGUUCUAUGUGUAUUAGUUGCAAAAAUUCUCUUUGGCCUUGUCUAA
Molecule: messenger RNA, 387 nt
Organism: Lycium ferocissimum
Lineage: Eukaryota; Viridiplantae; Streptophyta; Magnoliopsida; Solanales; Solanaceae
Exons: 2
Coding region: 1-387 (128 amino acids)
Molecular function (GO): zinc ion binding
Source: RefSeq, a predicted model, not a curated record